Messenger RNA from Plodia interpunctella (Indianmeal moth), 468 nucleotides. RefSeq names its product mast cell protease 8-like. NCBI's taxonomy places the organism in Eukaryota, Metazoa, Arthropoda, Insecta, Lepidoptera, Pyralidae. Gene Ontology annotation, molecular function: serine-type endopeptidase activity. The transcript has 3 exons. The record is from RefSeq and is a predicted model, not a curated record. The coding region runs from base 1 to 468 and encodes 155 amino acids. Gene Ontology annotation, biological process: proteolysis.
AUGAAAAAGUUUGUACAGCAUCAGAAAUAUGAUGACGUUGCACUGAUUAACGACAUAGCCUUAAUAGCGACGAAGGAGAGGUUACCGCUAAACAAUGUGGUGAAAAGGGUCAUCCUCAUGAAACGACCACCGCAGGCGCAGUACGCGUACGUGUCUGGAUGGGGUCUCGACGAGAAAAACAGGAUACAAACGGCGUUGAAGCACACCAAUGCACAGAUACAGAAGUUGAACGUAUGCAGAAAUAUGGGUUAUCUUCCUAGCGGGGUCUUCUGUGCUGGGCCUGUCACAGGACUUGGGGCUGCAGACCAAGGAGAUUCAGGCGGAGCCCUCGUAAUCAAAGAAUACAUCCAAAUUGGUCUUGUGUCAUACAAAGUGGAAAAAUACAGCUUGGUAGCUUACACCAACGUGUCCAUGUAUAUUGACUGGAUUCAUAAGAACGCGAGGAACAUAGUAUGUGCUAAAGGAUGA